GCGCCGUGUUGGAGCGGCGCCACGCGGGCAGCCGCGGCCCGGCCCCGGGGCGCGCCCAAAUAUAGCCCGGGGCGGGGAGGCCGCCUGGCCGCUCCGUAACCGCACCGCUUCUCCUCGGCAUCCGCCUCCGCGAGCGGCAGCGCCGGCGGCACGGGUAAAAAAUGGCAUUUCAGAAGGCAGUGAAAGGAACUGUUCUCAUUGGAGGAGGUGCCAUAGCAACAGUUUUUGGCCUCUCUCAAUUUUCUCAGUAUAGAAACAAACACGGCACCCUGGUGAAUGUUCAAGCUGCAGAAGCAGUGACUGUUCCCAUAAAGAGUGAUUUUCCUACAAGAGAAGAGCAGAUUUCCACACUAAAAAACACACCUGAGUUUGACGUUCUUAUCAUAGGUGGAGGAGCAACAGGAAGUGGUUGUGCCUUAGAUGCAGUCACUAGAGGACUAAAAACAGCCCUUCUAGAAAGAGAUGAUUUCUCAUCAGGGACCAGCAGCAGGAGUACUAAAUUGAUCCAUGGUGGAGUGAGAUAUCUUCAGAAGGCCAUCAUGAAGUUGGAUUUUGAGCAGUACAAGAUGGUGAAAGAAGCACUCCAGGAGCGUGCAAACCUACUAGAAAUAGCUCCUCACCUAUCAGCUCCUUUGCCUAUCAUGCUGCCUGUUUACAAAUGGUGGCAGUUGCCAUAUUACUGGAUUGGAAUAAAACUGUAUGACCUCGUGGCAGGAAGUCAGUGUCUAAAAAGGAGUUAUGUCCUCAGCAAGUCGAGAGCCUUGGAGCACUUCCCAAUGCUGCGCAAAGACAAGCUUGUUGGAGCUAUUGUCUAUUAUGAUGGACAGCACAACGACGCGCGGAUGAACCUCGCCAUCGCCCUCACCGCUGCCAGGUACGGCGCUGCCACCGCCAAUUACACUGAAGUGCUGCGCCUGCUGAAGAAGACGGAGCCGGGCAGCGGCAAGCAGCGCGUGUGCGGGGCACGCUGCAGGGACGUCAUCACAGGGCAGGAAUUUGAUGUCAAAGCCAAAUGUGUUAUCAAUGCUACAGGACCUUUCACAGACUCGGUGCGCAAAAUGGAUGAUCAGGAAGUACCCAACAUCUGUCAGCCCAGCGCGGGCGUGCACAUCGUGAUGCCAGGUUAUUACAGCCCUGAAAACAUGGGUCUGCUCGACCCAGCCACCAGCGACGGCAGAGUGAUUUUCUUCCUGCCCUGGGAGAAGAUGACUAUUGCAGGGACCACAGACAGCCCCACUGAUGUCACCUCCCAUCCCAUACCGACAGAAGAAGAUAUCAACUUCAUUCUGAGUGAAGUGCGCAACUACCUCAGUGUUGAUGUUGAAGUGAGAAGAGGAGACGUGUUGGCAGCCUGGAGUGGCAUUCGUCCUCUGGUCACCGACCCCAACUCCAAAGACACGCAGUCGAUAUGCCGGAACCACGUUGUUACUGUUAGUGACAGUGGCCUUGUCACCAUAGCAGGUGGGAAAUGGACAACGUACCGUGCCAUGGCUCAGGAUACCAUUGAUGCUGCUAUUCAGGCACACGAUCUGCCUGCGGGUUCCAGUAGGACGAUUGGGCUGCUGCUCCAAGGGGCUGAGGACUGGAGCCCCACGCUCUACAUUAGGCUGGUCCAGGACUAUGGACUUGAAAGCGAGGUGGCUCAACAUCUGGCUUCUACAUAUGGUGACAAGGCUUUCGAGGUGGCCAAAAUAGCCCAAGUUACAGGAAAGAGAUGGCCUAUUGUUGGAAAACGUCUUGUGUCUGAAUUUCCUUAUAUCGAAGCUGAGGUCAUCUAUGGUGUGAAGGAAUAUGCCCGCACUGCUGUGGAUAUCAUUUCCCGGCGGACUCGCUUGGCCUUCCUGAACGUGCAGGCUGCUGAGGAAGCUCUGCCAAGGAUCGUAGACAUAAUGGGGAAAGAACUUAACUGGAACGAGCAGAAAAAAAAGGAAGAACUUGAAGCUGCAAGAAAAUUUCUGUAUUAUGAAAUGGGCUACAAAGUGAAAUCUGACCAAUUAACAGACAGCUCUGAAAUCACUCUAGUGCCUUCAGAUAUUGAAAGGUACAAGAAGCGAUUCCACAUGUUUGACAAGGACAAGAAAGGAUUUAUUACUAUACUGGAUGUGCAGCGUGUCUUGGAGAGCAUCAGUGUGCAGAUUGAUGAAAAAACACUCCACGAUAUUCUGAAUGAAGUAGAUCUGAACAAGAACGGGCAGGUGGAGCUCAUUGAGUUUUUGCAGCUGAUGAGUGCCAUUCAGAAGGGCUACGUCUCCGGCAGCAGGCUGGCCGUGCUCAUGAAGACAGCUGAGGAGAACCUGCGGCAGCGCGUGGUGAUCCCGGUGGACCGCAGCGGCGGAGGGCUGUAGCUCAGCACAGCUGCGUGUGCUGACAAACAUUCCAGUGCUCCCGAAUGUCCUUGCUCGUUCAAGGUGACUGAUAUCUGUAAAAACACGUGGGUGCGUUUGUUUUCUGUACUAAUGGUUUUCUGUACAGCUCUUAAUACUCCAGUAUGUGGCCUUUUGGAUGGGGUACGCUUCAGACAUAUGAGUUUAUCAACGGGGGUUCUGGAAUGUGGUCUGGAAACACUGGUGCACGCACAAGCACAUGGCAUGUACUGCCUUGCUCAUUAACUUCUAGAUCACCUUUACCUUUAAAAAAAAAAAAGUGAUUCCUGCCUUUAAAGGGAGCGUUGCAUUGAGAUUUGCAAAUAGGCAUUUAGUAUUUAAAAGCUGCUGAUCUGUCUGCUUCAACAAAGGGCAGCAGAGGGAAGGCUGGUGCCUGGGAUUUGAGAUAGCUUCACAAAAGGAGCAGAAACUCACCUGCUGAGGGUACCAGGUACAGUAAGGAGCAGGCUGGUUAGUGACUGCCCUUCCACAGGUGCUGGGCUUUGCUCUCUUGGGGUGUGUAGUUAUUUCAGCAGUACAGUACUUGGCCAGACACAAGUAUCAGCAGUACAAAGCUGGAAAACAACACAUAACCAACACUCCAAUAAUAACCCAGUGAGCAGCUAGGGGACAGCUUCCCUUUCUCCACAUUAAUAACAAGUAGCUUCCUUCAGUCGGCAGCAUUCUAUUGCAGGGGGUGUUUUAUGCUGUAAAGUGCUCUGUACUGUUUCCAGUUUGGGACAAAUAUGUAAAAUAUGAUGGUUUUGAUAACAUAAGUCUUAAUUUAUUUAAAAACUCAGAUUAGAUUUCAUAGAUUUCUUGAGUAUAAAUACCAGCUGACAAAACAGGACCCUCCAUUCCAAGGGCUCAGGAUUCCUCCUUGUGUAAAAUCUGAUCUUUAACUGAUGUCAUCACUUUCACUAAUGGAAACGGCGUGGUAACAGCCAGCAAAGAUUACUUCUGUAUCUUAAGGGAAAAUGACUGCAUGUGUGAAAUGGAGGGACUGAGGAGUGUUGGUGGCUGAGCGAGUCGGGUGUUCGGGGCUGGACAGGGAGAGUGCUUUUAGGAAUAAAUAAAACACAAAGCUUUGAGAAGCAGAUCUUUAAAACGAACACAAACCAGAGAUGGGCUGAGCGUCACCUGAGUUCCUGUCAGUCUGAACGAGUGGUGAAACGUCUCCAGGUUUCUCUCCAGAAAUACUGGCUCAGAUGCUUUCCAAAUGGUUUCUGCAUGUUGAGUUGAUGUCGUAGAGCUGCUUUGUACCAGAACUGUGCUGCUGUGGGUUCUGGCCGUUCUGCUGUGAGAUUUGUAGCACUGGGCGCAGCCCAGAGGGAUCGGUGAGUGAGUGUUUGACGAGGUGUUUUAUGAAUGGCUUCUGUGCUACUGUUAACUUUUUUGAGUGUGUUCCAGAAGAUUCAAGUAAAGUGUGCACAUACUCCAUGCAGCUUCGCUUUUCUAAAACCCUUCUCAAAUAAGAACAUGGCAAUAGAGUUUACAUCACACACAGCACGGCGUGGAGUGGAACUGGGUGUCUUUGGGCUCAGCAGCAGGAGGGAGGUGCGGGGGGGGCAGGGUGGGAGCCCAUGGUUCACUGUAUUAUUUAAACAGAUGCAUCUGUGAAAGUAGUGAGACCUUUUCCAGACCACGUAAAGAAAAAGGUUUAAAAUAUUAAAUAACAUUUGUAUGGUUUGAAGAAAAAUUCUCCUCCACUCUUCUGUAAAUGGAACUGUUAAGAACGAACGCUGCAAGUUUCCCUGUAAAGCCAGGAUGUUCUGCUUUGCACCCAGGUUUAUGUCCUUUGCUGGUUUGGUAAUGCCACACGCAGAAUGUGACUUUGGGGUUUACUUGGCUACGCACAUGUCCUCUGUAGGAGUCUGCUUUGCAUCGUGGGUGCUUUACUGUCAUGGAUCUCUGCUCCUGUGUAGCACAGCAGGAUCCUGUACAGCUGCCCUGAGUGCAGACAAGGCUGAGUGCUGGUUACAGCACUGUGCCUGCACGCAGGGAAGGCACAGCUGCUUAGUGCAGCACCUUGCCUCUGCUUUCAGGAAUGUCAUGGGGGGGGAGAAGAGGGGGUGUCGGUUGUUGGUUUUGAUCUGCUUGGGUUUUUUUCUUUGCUCUUCUGCUUUGCUCCAUGUGAUUGCACUGAUGUUGCUGCCCUGCUUUGUUCUGAUCCCGGGUGGGGAAGCUGUGCUGGGUGGUGGGUGCCUGGAGAGCUGCAUGCCUGGCUGGGGAGCGUGUGUGUGUGUGUGUGUGUGUGUGUGUGUGUGUGUACACACGUCUUACCCUGGCACUACUGUGCUGUGCUGGGGGGAUGCUCUGUGCUGAGCUGUGCGGCGCUGUGUUUGAGGCUGGGUUGUCGUUUUUGUAACUGUCCUGGUGUUUUAUUGCCGUUAUUUAUUACUUUUGAUAUCCAGAAUGAGCCGCAUGCAUUUAUAGAGCAAUAAGAGGAUGUAUUUAAUGUGCCUUGUUUUUGACUGGGGAAGAACCAAACGCAUGAAUCAAUAAAAGCGAUGAAAGGCG
This is a messenger RNA of Tympanuchus pallidicinctus (lesser prairie-chicken), 4883 nucleotides long. It is a transcript of the gene GPD2, whose product is annotated as glycerol-3-phosphate dehydrogenase 2. Bases 162 to 2345 code for a protein of 727 amino acids. The transcript is spliced from 17 exons. Gene Ontology annotation, molecular function: glycerol-3-phosphate dehydrogenase (quinone) activity; calcium ion binding. The record is from RefSeq and is a predicted model, not a curated record. Gene Ontology annotation, cellular component: glycerol-3-phosphate dehydrogenase (FAD) complex; mitochondrion. Gene Ontology annotation, biological process: glycerol-3-phosphate metabolic process. NCBI's taxonomy places the organism in Eukaryota, Metazoa, Chordata, Aves, Galliformes, Phasianidae.